AUGAAAGUUGAAAUUGAUUCCUUUUCAGGUUCAAAAAUUUACCCAGGUAGAGGUACUUUAUUCGUCAGAGGUGAUUCAAAAGUUUUCAGAUUCCAAUCAUCAAAAUCUGCUUCUUUAUUCCACCAAAGAAAGAACCCAAGAAGAAUUGCUUGGACCGUUUUAUACAGAAGACAACACAAAAAAGGUAUCUCUGAAGAAACUUCAAAGAGAAGAUCAAGAAAAACCGUCAAACACCAAAGAGCUAUUGUUGGUGCUUCAUUAGAUUUAAUCAAAGAAAGAAGAAACUUAAAACCUUCUGACAGAAAAGCUGCUAGAGAUCAAAAAUUAGCUAAAGAUAAAGAAUCUAAAAAAGUUGCCAAAGCUGCUAGAAAAGCUGAAAAAGCUAAAUCUGCUGCUAAUGUUGCUCAAGGUAAAUUAUCAAGACAACAACAAAAAGGUGCUUUCCAAAAAGUCCAAGCUACUUCCCGUUAA
Yamadazyma jaroonii is the source of this 471-nucleotide messenger RNA. Lineage: Eukaryota; Fungi; Ascomycota; Pichiomycetes; Serinales; Debaryomycetaceae. The record is from the annotation of a GenBank genome assembly.